This is a messenger RNA of Conger conger (European conger), 2958 nucleotides long. RefSeq lists its product as uncharacterized. The record is from RefSeq and is a predicted model, not a curated record. The transcript is spliced from 16 exons. Gene Ontology annotation, molecular function: protein binding. Bases 145 to 2775 code for a protein of 876 amino acids. Lineage: Eukaryota; Metazoa; Chordata; Actinopteri; Anguilliformes; Congridae.
CGUAAUCACGGUUCUCAUUCUCCUCAGCCCGCAGCAUCAAUCGUGUGCCAAUCCAAUUUCCCUGUUUAACGAAGAUGUUCAAUUUUGGGAAAUACAAACUAACAACGCUCUGACAGCCCUGUGGAUGGGAAGCUGUCCUGUCACAUGACAGCACACACAGCGGCCGGGCUGCAGCGCUCGGAUCUUGUGCACACGAUGGCUGCUCUGGUUCUGGGCGGGUCCGGUCCGGUCCAGGAGAGCAAGGGGCAGCUGAUGGAGCGGAUACUGCAGGAGCCAGAUCAAGAGGGGUGCGUCAGAGUGCUGGGGUGCUUGCUCAGGUCCUCGGACUCCCGGUUGUGCAGUACAGCAGCCUACCUCUUGGGGGUGCUGGUGGAGAGAGAGGGCUGGGUGCAGGAGGCCCUGGAGGGGCCGCAGGGGGACAGUGCCGGGCUGGUGGGGGCCUUAGGGGGGCUCCUGACACACGAUGACCCGGACACUGUGACGAACGCCGCCGGGGCCAUCGCCUCAUUGGUGGGGAGCAGUGUGGGGCGCUGCGGGCUCCUGAGGGAGGAGGAGGCGUUUGGGGAGGUGCUGGCCAGCCUGCCCAGGCUGCUGGGAGAGGAGCAGGAGGGCACGGCGAACUACGCCGCCCUGGUGGUGGCCCGGCUGUCCCUCUGUGAGGAGGCCUGCAGGCGUCUGCUGCACCACCGCUCUGCCGCCAAAACACUGAGGGGCCUGGCACUGUGCCUGGCCCACAGCCACACAGACACCGCCAUGAAUGCUGCGUUUGCCGUGGGCCGUCUCUGUGGAGCCGAGGAGGGAAGGAGCCUGAUACUGGCCCUGGAACAAGAACACCAGCUGGUCAGCAGUCUUCAAGCCCUUCUCUGUGAGGGGAGGUGGCCAGGGGCGGGACAGACUGCCUGCUUUGCCCUGAGUUGCCUAGUAACAGAAGCAGAUGGCCACGCCCUGGUCCUGGAAAGCCCCGCCUUCCCCCACCUGCUGGAUGGGCUACUGCGCCACCUAUUGGAGGAGGAGCACGACAGUGCCUGGUUCGCAGCCCUGACAGUGAAGGUGUUGGUGUCCCGACCCAGGGGAGUGUUGUCCGUGAGAAAGCACUCUCUGUUAGAGGAGCGACUGCAGUCUCUCUCUCAGUCACACUCAAUCAGCCAGGAGCUUCAAGAGGAAGUGAGUGCCUGUCUGAGGAGGUUACAGCGCCUCUCCAAACCCUUUCCCCCGAAAACGAGCUGGCUUCGCUCAGGUUCCUACAUGGUAUCGUGGGAGAAAUGCACUCCUGAGAGCGGGCUGGAGGUCACAUACAGCCUCCUGGACAGAGACAAGGUUUUGUACAGGGGUACCCACUGUCACCUGACCCUUCCCAACUCGGCGCUCCAAUCCGGAGGCACCCUCUCUCUCCUCCUUGUCCAGUCCACUGAUGGCGGUGACAUCAGCCCCUGCAGUGAGCCCACCCUAUUGGCUGUGGAAAGCAAAGGGGUGGAGCUAGUACCUGGUCCACCACAGCAGCUGCGUGUGAUUGGCUGCACUCCGACUCAGGCUCGGCUGAGCUGGGCUGCCCCGCAGGGAGGGGUCAAACCCAGAAUGUAUCAGCUGUAUCGUGGGGAAACACUGCUGGAUACAACCACAGAGCUGGGGGCGAUCGUGGGGGGCCUGUCUCCCGGGACGCUGUACCAGCUGGGGGUGUGUGCGGUGGGACCGGGGGACGCAGCAGGGGAGCGAGCCACAGUGGACGCCCGGACGUCCGAGUGCCAUGACCACGCCCCUUCAGGGCUGGCGAUGACAGUGCUGGGUCGCCACGAGCUGCUGGUCAGCUGGGGGGCCCCCGCCCUCCCCUUGGGGCGCCUCUUUAACUACGAAUUGCGGCUGAACGGGCGCGUGGCCUAUUUGGGCACCGAGCGGGCCUACACCGCCCGUCGGCUCACAGCCAACACCGCCUACACCUGCACAGUCACCGCCAUCACCUCCAGGGGCCGCUGCCAAAGCCGGCCGGUCACCAAACGCACCGCCCGAGACGAGUACGAGCACACGCAGAGGUGUCUGUACUCACCAUCCCGCCAACUGGCCACACACACUCCUGCCUCUUCUUCUCCAAUCAGAGAGGUCACAGAGGUCAGGGAAAAGGUCAAAAAGUCACUGUCUACUCAUGGCCAUCAUCCAAGGGGCCAGAUGUCUGCUCAAAGUGAGAGAGGAAUGACCGGCACCAGAGACAGGCGCAGGCCGUCUUCAAUUUUGGUGCAUUCCCCUGGAUCUGACAGCAGCCACGUGUCCAUCCCAUCUACAGAGGUGGCUGAGGGUGCUGUGAGUGACAUAAAGGCCUUGUGGAGGAACACGAGAGGGGGUGUUGAGGGGAGGGUCAAAUCCAAGAGUGCUUCACACCGUUCCCGACUGGCCCGCCAUGCUGGGACUGAGGGGGACUCACUGCUCCAACAAACUCCUCAUACCACACCACACCCUGUGGGCCCCACACCACACCCUGUGGGCCCGAGACCAAUGGGGGACAGAGUCAACAUGGGAGUGCUGCUGCAGCAUAGUGCUCCUCCUGGAGGUGGCGACAGUGAGCGGGGGACUCUGCCCAGGAUUACACAGCAUGUCCGGUUGGUGAAAUGCAUCCAGCCUGUGCACCACGUCUGGUCAGAACCGGUCCGGCUCACUCUGGACUGGAGGGAACAGAAACACAGCCGGAUGCUGGCAGAAAGGUCCAAAAUCAUGAGGCAGUCCACAGUAAGGAGUGAAAUCAGGCCGGGUCAUUCCAUGAGAACAAACCGGACCAUACUGAGCUGAAGCCCGCUGCAGUGGGCUGUACCAACAAUCAUGGGGUGGGGGCAUCAACUAAGUGCAGUGGACCAUACUUCUUCAACUUCUUGUAGUGGACUGUAGCAACUGUUAGAAAUCGUGAGGGUAUAUCAACCGAGUGAUCUCCAAAGUGAAAGUGAGACACCGCCUGAGGAGCACGAGUGAGUCAGC